AUGUCGUCCGUUGUCGCAAAGCCAACUAAAUGGUACCACUGGUUCGAGCCAGGAACCGAUAGAAGGGAAAAAAUCCUGAUAUGGAAGCUGGACUUCUUUAUCCUCACCUAUUCCAUGGCAGCGUACUUUCUCAAGUACCUGGACCAAACAAACAUCUCCAACACGUAUGUUUCUGGAAUGAAGAAGGAUCUGGGCUUUACAUCUAACGAGCUUUCGUGGUUCAACACUUACUACAACAUUGGACUGUGUAUUGGCUCCAUUCCAGCUGUUUUGCUUGCCGGUUACUUUCGUCCGAGAAUCUACCUGCCAACGUUGGACCUGUUGUGGUCUCUGUGUGUUUUGUUCAUCUACUUGGCCAAGAAUGCGCAAACGAUCUUUGCGCUGAGAUUUUUGAUUGGACUGUUUGAAUCCGCCUGUAACCCAGGAACACACUACAUGAUUGGGUGUUGGUACAAGAAACGUGAAAUUAUGAGACGAGGAAACUUCUUUGUGCUUGCCGGUAUCAUUGGACAAGCCACUUCCUCGUAUAUCCAGUCCGGUUUGCAAAAUACCAUGAAUGGUAAGCGUGGACUGGCUGCGUGGCAGUGGAUGUUCAUCAUCGAUGCUUUGAUUGGAGCCCCGGUGAUCAUCUACGGCUAUCUGUUCUUGCCAGACUACCCUCACAACACCAGCGCUUUCUACCUGAACGAAUGGGAGAGAAACCGUGCUAAGGAACGGUUGGUGGAAGACGGAAGAAUUUCUACACAGAUCACUUUCAGCCUCAAGAACAUCAAGCCUGUUGUGUUCUCGUGGCAACUGUGGGCCUUCUGUAUCGGCUACUGUUUCUGGACUCUUACCGCUGCCUCCUACAUGCUCCAAUUCUUUGAAUUGUACUUGAAAUCGCUCGGCAGAUACUCCAUCAGCUACAUCAACAACUUUCCAACCAUUCUUUCCGGAGUGAACCUGGUGACCAUGCUGUCCACUGGAUUUAUCUGCGACCUGACCGGCCAAAGAGGCCUGACCUGUGUGGCUGUUGGUCUGGUGCUGCUCGCGGCCUUCAUUAUGACCGCCAAGGGCCCCAUCGACAACAUCCCGCUGCGUAAGGCGGGCUACAUUAUGAGCGGUGUGUACGGUUGCUACACUCCGAUUUUGACAGGAUGGUGCAACAUUACGUGCGGAAAGAACCAUAUUCUGCGUGCAGUGACCAUUCCUGCCAUGAUCGUUGUUGGACAGGCCGUGGUUACUCCGUUCCAACAGCACCUGUUCCCAUCCGGAGAGGCUCCUCAGUAUGGCCACACCAACGGGUUCUACUACUGUAUCGGUUUCACUUGUGCUCUUAUCGUCUGGACAGGAGCGGUUAUCCCCGGUUUGGAAAAAUGGAGUGCGUCUAGAGAGGCCAAGGAAGAGAAGAGCGUGGAGGAGGUGGAGUUCCCUGAUAAGGAGUUCGAGUCAAUUUAG
Molecule: messenger RNA, 1437 nt
Organism: Ogataea philodendri
Lineage: Eukaryota; Fungi; Ascomycota; Pichiomycetes; Pichiales; Pichiaceae
Exons: 1
Coding region: 1-1437 (478 amino acids)
Biological process (GO): transmembrane transport
Cellular component (GO): membrane
Molecular function (GO): transmembrane transporter activity
Source: RefSeq, a predicted model, not a curated record